Thlaspi arvense is the source of this 3091-nucleotide messenger RNA. Lineage: Eukaryota; Viridiplantae; Streptophyta; Magnoliopsida; Brassicales; Brassicaceae. The record is from the annotation of a GenBank genome assembly.
CUCCUUUCGAUUAUCUUUUUGUCUGAAUAGACAAAGCAUGCGACAUCUCUAUGUCCUUUAUCUUUCUCUCUCCUCCCUUAAAUAACUGAGCUUUUAAAAGCCAGCGAUGAAAGAGAAGAGAGAGUGAAAGUUAGAUUAUUUUUAGUAAGAAAUCUAAAAUCUCCUUUAGCUUCUGAAGCUCUUUCAAGCUCAAAAACAAACCCUAGUACAACACAAAUGGCGGCGACACAAAUGCUGCUGCAUCUUCUUCUUCCUCUUCUCUUCAUUUUCUUCACUCGAAUCGGAGCAGAACUCACCAGCGAGUUACAGACAUUGAUGGACAUUAAAAAGGAGCUAGACCCAGAAAACAAACAUCUUGCUUCAUGGAGGAUCAAUGGAGAUCUGUGCAAGGAUUUCGAUGGCGUUGGUUGUGAUUUAAAAGGACAAGUCUCAAACAUAUCUCUACAAGGGAAAGGACUCUCUGGUAAAAUCUCUCCGGCCAUUGCAGAGCUUAAACACUUGACGGGUUUGUUCUUGCAUUACAAUGCUCUUGUCGGAGACAUCCCUAGAGAAAUCGGUAAUUUGUCGGAGCUAACGGAUCUUUAUCUCAAUGUUAAUAAUCUCUCUGGGGAGAUUCCUUCUCACAUUGGGAAGAUGGAAGGCUUGCAAGUUUUGCAGCUCUGUUACAAUAAUUUGACAGGAAGCAUUCCAAGGGAGCUUGGUUCACUGAGGAAGCUGAGUGUUCUUGCUCUUCAAUCUAACAAACUCACAGGAGCUAUACCCGCGAGUUUAGGGGACUUAAACGCUCUAGAGAGGCUAGAUUUGAGCUACAAUCACCUGUUUGGCUCUGUACCUGGUAAAUUAGCUGCCCCUCCUCUGCUUCGUGUUCUCGAUAUCCGCAACAACUCUCUCUCUGGCAAUGUACCUCGUGUGCUUAAGAGAUUGAGUGAAGGUUUUUCUUUUGAGAACAACUUGGGGCUAUGUGGAGCUGAGUUCACGCCUUUGAGAUCUUGCAAUGGCACAGCUCCUGAGGAACCAAAGCCGUACAGUGCGACCGUGACCGGUUUUCCAUCCCGGGAUAUACCGGAAUCAGCUAAUCUCCGGUUACCUUGCAAUGGAACUGACUGUAGUAAUGCUCCUUCGAAUUCUCACCAAGGCUCGAUCUUGAUCGGUUUGGUUGUCUCUACCAUCGCUUUGUCUGCCAUUAGCAUCCUCUUGUUCACACAUUACCGUAGACGCAAACAGAAGCUAACAACCGCUUAUGAGAUGUCGGACACGCGUCUCAACACUGUUGGAGGAGGCUUCAGGAAGAACAAUGGUUCUCCUUUGGCUAGUCUUGAGUAUACCAAUGGUUGGGAUCCGCUUUCAGACAAUAGGAAUCUCAGUGUCUUUGCGCAAGAAGUUAUCCAGAGCUUUAGAUUCAAUCUUGAAGAAGUUGAAACAGCUACUCAGUAUUUCUCAGAAGUGAAUCUUCUCGGAAGAAGCAACUUCUCUGCGACUUACAAAGGAAUCUUGAGAGACGGUUCUGCUGUUGCGAUCAAACGGUUCAGUAAAACCAGCUGCAAAUCCGAAGAGCCCGAGUUCUUGAAAGGUCUCAACAUGUUGGCGUCUCUGAAACAUGAAAACUUGGCGAGACUUAGAGGUUUCUGCUGUUCAAGAGGCCGUGGAGAAUGCUUUCUCAUCCAUGAUUUCGCUCCCAAUGGAAAUCUACUGAGCUAUCUUGAUCUCAAAGAUGGCGAUACACAUGUUCUUGAUUGGUCCACAAGAGUAUCCAUCGCCAAAGGCAUCGCAAAGGGGAUUGCUUAUCUACAUUCAUACAAAGGAAACAAACCGGCUUUGGUUCACCAAAACAUCUCAGCAGAGAAAGUCUUGAUCGACCAGCGAUACAAUCCUCUGCUCUCAAACUCAGGCCUCCACACACUUCUCACGAACGACAUUGUCUUCUCUGCGGUCAAAGACAGUGCAGCAAUGGGCUAUCUCGCUCCAGAGUACACCACAACAGGACGGUUCACCGAGAAAUCAGAUGUCUACGCUUUUGGGGUUCUUGUGUUUCAGAUCAUCUCUGGGAAACAGAUGGUUAGGAAUCUUGUUAAACUUGGAACUGAGGCUUGUAGGUUUCAAGAUUACAUCGAUCCAAAUCUUCAGGGGAGGUACUUUGAAUAUGAAGCCACGAAGCUAGCUAGAAUCGCGUGGCUAUGCACUCACGAAUCUCCAAUCGAGAGACCUUCUGUGGAAGCUGUUGUUCAUGAGCUUGGGAACUGUAGUAGCUGUCUCUGAGAAUUUGAAGGCCAUUUGUUGUUAUGUUACCUUAAGAAUCAAGGAAGUGUUUGGUAAUUAGUCGCCUUUCUUGUGUGUUAGGGUUAAGAAACGGUGUCGUUUCCCCUUUCUAUUGACGUUUGAAACGGUACAAUGUGUUGUAUAACUCAGUUUUAAGCUAAUCGGUAAAUGGACGAUAGUAAUGUAUGGUAACUUGGUUGUUUUCAUUAUUUUUUUUUAAAACAAAAUUGUUCUUAUUACGGUCUUGAAAUUUUUUUUUUACGAAUUUCGUUCUGUUUGCAUAAGCAAGAUCCAAUGUUCCAUUACCUCAGUCAGACAUCUCUCUUUGUGUUCUAAGAUUUCAAACGUAAACUUUUGUUCAUCUGAACUCGGUUAAGUUCAGUAAUGUCAAAAGAUCUAACCUUAAAACUCGCUUCAAUUGCAGAUUCCAUACCAUGCACACACUUUCGUCUUCUUUCUUGAACACGGACGUUGUGGAUGUCAGAUAGAUUGUGCUCAUUACAAUGACCCCAUGGAUCGUUGGAACCAUCUGAGUUCUGUUCCUGAAUGUUCGUCAUCGCAUCUCGAGAUUUUGGAGUGGAGAUAAUACAAGGCAUAAAGCUAGACAAGAGACUCGCCAAAGCUUGCGAGAGAAGUCGGAACUCAUGGGAGAGAGAGCACGGUAUCGAAGAGAGUGAGAGAAAAAUUGGUGUUGGAGAAAGUGAAAAAGAAGAAAUCAGCAUCAGAGAGAAUGAAGAUAAGAGUAGAGAUUUUUUUCGAUUUUACAUCUAGAUUUUCUGUAAUUUUAGUUUUAGUUAAGGAUAUUUUCGACUUUUAUUAUUUUCAACUGGACCAU